Messenger RNA from Podospora pseudocomata, 692 nucleotides. RefSeq names its product n19m, NADH-ubiquinone oxidoreductase 9.5 kDa subunit (gene N19M). The record is from RefSeq and is a predicted model, not a curated record. The coding region runs from base 154 to 396 and encodes 80 amino acids. Lineage: Eukaryota; Fungi; Ascomycota; Sordariomycetes; Sordariales; Podosporaceae. The transcript is spliced from 2 exons.
GCUCCCACCGCCCCAGCCCAAGUAGCUUCGAAAGCUCCCACCACCCCAGGUCAGGUCGAGCCCAAACCACCACCCGUAUGUUCAUGCCACCACAACCUAUACAAACACCCGCAAUUGGCUAACCAAGGGCGAAGCAAAGGAAAGAAAACAAAAAUGCCCGGCGCAACCCCCCGCUUCUGGGCCACCCCCCUCAAAUACUGCCGCUGGGCCGCCCGCGAGCGCCCUUCCCUCUUCUGGUCCUGCGUCAUCGCCGGCUUCGGCCCUCUGCACCUCAUCGUCGUCCCUCCUGUCCGCCGCGCCCUGGGCGACUAUGACGCGCCUCAGAUCCCCAUGACUUAUCCCGUGCCAACUACGCCGAGGAAGAAGUUGACGGGAUACGGGGACGAGACGGAGUAAUGGGACGAGACGAAUGAACCGAGAAGGAAACAUCAAGGAAGCUGAGGGAUGGGAGGCAGAAGAGGGGAUUGAACAUUGGAACCGAAAAACCGAUACGAUAUGAUGGGCGUACAUGAGGUCCAGGCCGAGAGAGGGAGCAAUGGAGACAGACAGAAAGAGUGGAAAAGAGAAGCUGUAUCAAUUGUACAUAUUGGCGUUUAUAAACGGGCAGAGAGGGUGGUCUAAUACGAAUAGACGUGUUUUCAAAGACAUGAGGUCAUAAACCGGUAAACCAAAAGCCAUAUUGCAGAAUGGGU